AAUAGUUGCCAAAUUUAGACUUAGGAGGGGUAUUUCUCGUAAAUAAAUCCUCAAAAUUGUGCCAUUUUAUCCUUUCUCGGACAACCUAUUUCGGAAAAAGGAUAAACAGUAACCCUAACUUUUUUACCCAAUGUCAAUCGUUUUUCUUCAACUUCCCGCUAAAUUCUUCUGUUCUCCUUAAUUGAAGUUCAGAAUUCCAUUUCUCCUCUUUUUUCUCUAUCCGUUGCUCCCAAUUUUAGCUCUAUCUGUUUUUGCUGUCAAUUUCUAGGGUUAGGGUUUUUAAAAUUUUCAAUGUAUUUUAAUCGCAAGAUCCGUCAAAUUACAUUGUGAAUUAAGCAAAUUCGAGUCCUGGUUUUCAUUUUUGUUGUUAACAUCUGUCUGAUUUUGUAGAUUCUUUUUUGGGGGUGAUUUUCGAUUUUCAUUGAUAAGAUGUAUUUCACAUAUAGAUCUGUUAGAUCUUGCUUUAUCAUUUUUAUGGGUUUUUAAUUUUAUUUAGCGGGUUGGUUGUAAAAUUAUAUAUUUCUUCACGCUUUUGAAGAUCUAGGGUUAGAUAGGGAUUUGGCUUUUAAUAAAUUCUUUUUGGGGGGUAAAUUCGGAUCUUGUUCCUCGAUUGCGUGUAAUAUUGAGCUCAACCUGUCGCAUUUUAGCGAUCUGCAAUUCCGUUUGAACAAAAGUUUUUAUUUUCUUUCCCCCAAGGUAAAAAAUUAUUAGUUUCUGGACAAUUCUAUUUGCGCGUAUUUUCUUUCAUUUAGUUUCCUAAUUUUACCAAAUUGCCCUUGAGCAAAAAAAAAAAUUUCGGCCUCGCAUUUCACUGGCCCCACUUUCCUACAUAGUACGAUAGUAGUAAUAAUAAUCAUGGAAUUCGGUGCAUGGUUUCUUCAAUUCAAGAUCGAUGUGUAUGUAACUUGAUUGCUGGCAAUAGAACAGAACCUCUUUUACAUAUUCGUUUUAUUUGGUGCUCUGACUUGACGUUCUCUUUCCCACCAACGGUUUUUAUAGCGCGUGUCUAUUAGGAAUUCUUUGCUUGCUUGUUUGUUCGAGUAUGUUUGAUCAAGGAUGUAAUUUAUUGUGAAGAUGCUUUAGAUUGGGUUUUAGACCCAGCAUGAGGCGUGACUGCUGUCCCUAUCUGAGCCUUUUGAUUUGGUUAGAAUUGGAUGAGGUUAUGCGUGCUUCAUUGCAAAUCAUAUGUUGUAAGCUGAACCUGUGAAAGUCAAACAUGGUACAGAAAAGACCUUUCUAUAAUGAGGAAUUGGACAGCAUAUCUUCCAAACACCAAAGACAAGUGGAAUACAAUAAUCAGCUUGUUUCAUUUCCAGAAUUUGUUCCUCUUAAGUUUGCUUCUUCAAUAAGUUAUACUCCAGAUUAUCUUAGUCCUGAGCAUCCGUUAAGGACAGGUACUCACCAUCAGGGUUUAUAUUCUUUACUUUUGCAUUAUCCUCCACAAGAAGCAGUUCCAAUUGGAUCAAAUUAUCAAGCUGAGAUUCCAGAAUGGAGUCCUCAUGAUAGCAAGAGUAAAUUAAAAUCCUCAGGUACACCUGGAGUGAUUCUGGAUGCCAACCUUGCUUCUGGGGAGAAAGAUGAGAAUAGACUAAUGGGUACUUGUGUCAUUCCAAUGCCUGAUUUCAAAUGUAUUGACGAGGUUGGAAAUGUCAAGAAUGAUUGCAGUUGCCUGGAUGAGGGUUCUAUCAGAUGUGUCAGACAACACAUUUUAAAAGCAAGGGAGAAAGUUAAGAGAGUCCUUGGGAUGGAGAGAUUUAAGGACUUGGGGUUCUGUGACAUGGGAGAGGCAGUUUCAGAGAAUUGGACUGAGGAGGAAGAACAAUUAUUCCAUGAGGUUGUAUUUUCAAAUCCCGUGUCACUGGGCAAGAACUUUUGGAGCCAUCUUUCUGCUGCUUUCCCUUUUCGAACCAAAAAAGAUAUUGUCUGCUACUAUUUCAAUGUCUUUAUGCUUCAAAGGCGAGCUGAACAGAACCGAUGCAAGUCUAUGAGCAUUUAUGACAGUGAUAAUGAUGAGUGGCAUGAGAGUGAUGAUUAUGAUGGCAGCAAAUGUGAAACGACGGAGGAAGACGAGGAAGACGAAGACUCUGUCGAGUCGUCUGCACAUAAAGAUAAUUUGGAUUAUAAUCAGAGCCAGAAACAUGAUAUAAGUGUGCUAGAUGAAGGUGCUGAAUAUUAUGCUUUUGAUGACUUGGAAAAUUUGGAUUUUGGUUCUGACAGGGACAUCCCCAACUUCUUAGAAACAUGUCCAAUGAUGUCAUUUGAUGAUUGCGGUUCCAAUCUGAAGUCUCAUCUCCUGGAGAAGCUUCCUUCUGAUGAGAUGCUUGAUGAAGAAGUUCAGGAUGUUUCGUGGACAUCCUCUAUUUCUUCACCAGGAAGCCGUGUGAAGGCUGACAGUGACGAUCUUUGGCCAUGUAGUUUUAAUGAAGUAAGCUGUGGAAGUGGCAAAACUCAUUUUUCAGAAUCUUGCGACGUUAAAAUUUGGGAUGCUGGUUACAUGAUAUGCCCUAAAAGUAAAGUCGACCUUUUACCUACUUGUAGUAUGAUUGAAGAGGUAUUUGGAGAUGGAUCAUGGAACUACAAAGGCAAGAGAUGCCGAGAGCCUGAGUUAAUGCUGCCAGUGGUUACCUUUAAAAAGUGAUUUAAAAGCACUCGCAAUCAAAGGCUUUGGCUCGAGUCCACUGACACAAUAAGCUUUUCCUUGUGGGAAGCACCAGAAGUGUCCCAUUUUCUGACCAAAAGAACGUGAGAGAAAUUUUCCUUUGUACAUUAAUAUGGUGGAACAUAAAAUGGAACCCUACCUUUCACUGUAAAAUAAUGUCUUUAGAAGAUUGGUUCGAGCUUAAGUUAAAUGUAUAGUUUGAACCGGUAUUUAGGACCUGCAAUUUCCCAGGAGCUUAAUACAGAAGUCACAGUUUAGGGGUCUCUCCCUUGAUAAAAUGUUUGUAAUUAAUAGCUAUCAUGUAAUAUUUUAAUAUUUAUCUUUGCAUUUAAUGGAGAGAUGAUAUUCUAGCAGCAA
Molecule: messenger RNA, 3016 nt
Organism: Ricinus communis (castor bean)
Lineage: Eukaryota; Viridiplantae; Streptophyta; Magnoliopsida; Malpighiales; Euphorbiaceae
Exons: 3
Coding region: 1217-2638 (473 amino acids)
Source: RefSeq, a predicted model, not a curated record